This is a messenger RNA of Dromiciops gliroides (monito del monte), 1204 nucleotides long. Its product is annotated as gamma-glutamyl hydrolase-like. Gene Ontology annotation, biological process: tetrahydrofolylpolyglutamate metabolic process. NCBI's taxonomy places the organism in Eukaryota, Metazoa, Chordata, Mammalia, Microbiotheria, Microbiotheriidae. The transcript is spliced from 9 exons. Gene Ontology annotation, molecular function: gamma-glutamyl-peptidase activity. The coding region runs from base 145 to 1095 and encodes 316 amino acids. The record is from RefSeq and is a predicted model, not a curated record. Gene Ontology annotation, cellular component: vacuole.
UUCCCACGUGAGCCACCGCCCAGUGUUGGAGGAAACCGAGGUACCAGCGUACUUACGUUCUCCCUCUCGGAGCCCUGUCUCUCUCCAGUCCGUCCACCUAGGGAGAAGCCACUUGCAGGGCGGAGGCGGCCAGAGAGACACGCGAUGGGGAGCCCGUGGCAGCUUCUGUGCGCGGUGGGAGCUGUCCUCCUCUGCAGCGUUGGGGGCAAGCUCCCCGGCGAGGGCAGAAAUGACAGACCCAUCAUUGGGAUAUUGGCACAAACUCACCACAUGGAAACUUUUGCAAGCCAUGGAAAGUAUUACAUUGCUGCUUCAUAUGUAAAAUAUCUGGAGUCUGCAGGUGCAAGGGUUGUGCCAAUCAGGUUAACACUUUCAAAUGAAGAAUAUGAUCACCUCUUCCAUUCUAUCAAUGGGAUACUUUUUCCUGGUGGAGGGGUCAAUCUUCAGACUUCAAAAUAUCAUGAUGUAGCCCAACUGUUUUAUGAAAAGGCCCUGAAGGCUAAUGAAGAAGGAGAUUAUUUUCCCAUUUGGGGAACAUGCCUUGGAUUUGAAGAGCUUACUGUCUUGACCAGUGGGAAGCUAUUACUAACUUUGACCCAAACUAGUGGAAUUGCCUUGCCAUUAAACUUUACUCAUGCUGUACAUGAAAGUAGGAUGUUCCAGAAUUUCUCUAGUGACUUGAUACAGGCAUUUGCAACAGAACCUCUAACUUCAAAUUUUCAUAAGUGGAGCCUCUCCUUGAAGAAUUUUACAAGGAAUAAGGAGCUAAGUGAGUUUUACAAGGUUUUAUCUACAAAUACACGAGAAGACAUUGAAUUUAUCUCCACAAUGGAAGCAUAUAAAUACCCCAUUUAUGGUGUCCAGUGGCAUCCAGAGAAAAGUGCUUUUGAAUGGAAGAAUUUAACGGGUAUAGUCCAUUCACCACUAGCUAUUAAAACUUCGUUCUACAUGGCAGACUUCUUUGUAAAUGAAGCUCGAAAAAGCCAUCACCAUUUUGCAAGUGAAAAUGAAGAAGCUAAGGCAUUGAUUUAUAAUUACAAUCCUGUUUUCACUGGGGAUCAUUCUCUAUUUCAGCAAUGCUAUUUUUUUGAUUGAAUGUCCUUGGAAAAUUUUGUUAGAACCACAGUGAUUUGUUAAUGGAAUCAUUAAACUGUUGUUUUCCAUGUCAAUGGAAGUAAAGGGGCAAGGUCAUUUUUUUCUCUUG